This is a messenger RNA of Magallana angulata, 11327 nucleotides long. RefSeq names its product potassium voltage-gated channel subfamily A member 1-like. Gene Ontology annotation, biological process: potassium ion transmembrane transport; protein homooligomerization. The record is from RefSeq and is a predicted model, not a curated record. The transcript is spliced from 4 exons. Lineage: Eukaryota; Metazoa; Mollusca; Bivalvia; Ostreida; Ostreidae. Bases 4707 to 6635 code for a protein of 642 amino acids. Gene Ontology annotation, molecular function: delayed rectifier potassium channel activity; protein binding. Gene Ontology annotation, cellular component: membrane; voltage-gated potassium channel complex.
UCGCACUAAAUAGCAAAUUUCUCUAUCCUUCUGCCAAUGUAUAAUUUAACCAAAUUUUAUCUGUAAUUUUAUAAAAAUGUAAACAUUGUGAGGACAUACAGAUACCAUCAUUAGCUACUAGGCAAUACAACGAAAAAAUUAAAAACUGGCAACGUGUUUCAAUGAAUCAAUACAUUCAAUAUUUCAGCCCAUCGCAGCCCUUUCUAAUUAAUUAUACAUAACUUAUGAGAGUUGCUGAUGACUAUCAAUAAUCAUUAAAAUAUGAAAUAUUCAUUACACUUUUGACGUAGUGUUGAACACAACAGUGGGUGUGAUCAAGUUUUAAAAUCAUCCUCCAUUUACCCAGUUUAAAUCCUGUAUCAAUAAUUAGUCCUCAUCUGACAAUUACCAGCAUUCUCAAAUUUUCUGCCCAAAAGAGUUUCACGAUCGAUUUGCAGACAUAUCGCAAAAUUUCCUGCCAACAUAUUUUAUGCAUCAUGUAUCAUAGAUCCCGAAAAUUAGGACUGCACGUAUUCAUAAUACUGAGUUCAGAGCUGUUUCUUGCCCAUAUUAAUAUUUCAUAUUUACUUUAAAGUGGAAUUUUCACUGACAAGGGAACAAAGCUUUUAAUCAAGCUGCUAAUUACUGCUUAUAGGUUGGGUUGUUGAACUCAAAUGGAUACCUUGUUUAUGAUAUAUAGACUUAUUUGAAUAGAGCACACUAAACAAUAAUAAACUGACAUGUGUAUAUAGAAGAAGUGUUUAAAUUUUUCCUCUGUUUCUUUAAAUUAGAAGUUUUUUUCAAGAGAAACACUACCAUGAUACACACACUGUUCUUCUUCAACUAGUCCAAAAGCUGUAUAACAGCAAUUUCGAAAGGAAAUGAAACUGAUAAUAGUUCAAAAUAUAUGAGGAUAUAUGCAUUUUACAGGGUUGUCUCUAAGACCCGGGAGGCGGUGAAUUCCCACGCCUAUAAUGCCUUAAUUACCUGGCUAUUAUUGCAUUUCAACACAAUGUAGCUAUAAGCAGGACACCCAGACCCCCUCCUACUUUUUGAUUUCUUCUAUCCAUUUCAAUUCUUAGAGACAACCCUGAUUUUACAUUUCUAAAAUGCAUAUAUACAGCAAAUACUAAAAUUUCAACAGUCUCUUACACAAUACAGUAAAACAGGCUUAUAAUGAAGUGCCAGGGACUGGCAAUUUUGCUUCAUUAUAAGCUUAAUUCGUUAUAUCAGUCCAUUUCACAACAGGUAAUAAAGUCAUGGGGAAUGACACAACCUUCCCUGUAAGCGUCAAUUCAUUAUAAGCAUGUUCGCUAUAACCAGCUUUUACUGUACAUUCCUAUUCAUUUCCAUCUUUUCCUCAUACCUUCAUCAAUUUGACCAAUCCUUAUGAAAUUUGAGCUAUAAUGAGACAUGACCUGAGAUUUCAUUCAGUUAGCACUAUGAAAUUCCCUUAAGGAAGGCUUAAAAACACUGCUACAAAAUUUAUCUUUCAACAUGAAGCUGUCUAACACUGACCUUUAGUCUUUGACCUCACAAUGCAUAGGUUUCAAAGUUAAAAUUAAUUAAGGUACAAAAUGUUUGAAGGUGCAAUCCAUCAUGAGAAAUGUUAAAAUAACUGCACUACAUAAAGAUGAUGACAAUAUCAAAAGCUAAUACAACAAAGAAGUUUAUUUCAUUAGAAUCAGUUUUUAUUAAUAUUUUUCAAUCAUUUUGUACAUCAUUUUAAGAGAGUUUGUGGAGACUGUCUUUUCUGAUACCAUUUGGGCCAUGUUUCUAACUUUGAUGUCAUUUGAUUUUUAACAAUUUGCUCAUGCACCAACAAAAUUCACGAAAAAUUGAUGCUAUAACUUAACGAUGAAUCCGAAGUAGAUGGACCUGUAAACGAACUUGUUUACCUUACACUUUUUCCAUUUAUAAAUCAUUAUAAACUAUUAGAUAGAUAAAUGUUGAAAGUUUACUUAAUCCUUCAUCACAGGAGGAGACUAUAUAUAUAUAUAUGAAACCACUUGUUCAGUGGGAGACAACUGAUUUCAGCUUUUUAUGUGUGUGCAAUGCUAUCUAGAACACCCCCUAAAACUGAAGGGUAAUGUAAAUAAACUUUUAUACCAACCUCACAAAAACCUUAUGCUAGUACAGUAUAAAGCAACAAUGGCACUGUUUACAAGAAGUGGCAGCAGCAGAAAACCUCCCCCAGAAGCUUUCCAUAUAAAAGACAAAAGCAAUGACUAUUUACACGGGUAUUUUUAGCAUCACCUCACAAUAAAAAACACCAAUAAAUCAGCAAUCAGGUAAUUGAGGAGCUAAUCUCCGGAGGUGCUUUUUUUUUGCUGUAGGAUUAUUUCCAUAAAAAUUGAUGCAUCAUGUUUAAGUUAUGUCCAUACUAAUAUGUGUCGGAAAGUAACUUCCUAAAUCACGUACUUAUCAUCAAGGGUAAACAUAAUGCGGCAUAAUGACCACUUACUAAUGUACUUAUAUUCACGUACUGCUUCACUUGUAAGUCAAGGAUCUAAAAUUUAAAUUAAGUGCAUGACACACCAAUGGAACAUGUACAUGUGUACAGAAGCUAAAUUAAACAUACCGAGAAAAAGUCACUAACAUGAAUAGAAAGGUAAAUUGAUAUUAUUAAGUUUUUUAUUUUUUAGUUCAAGUAAGAUUAAUAGUCUAUAAAAUUAUAAAAACUCGUGGAAAUGUUUGUACUAAUCAGUUUUUGGGUGGGAUUGCUUACUUUUCUUGGUCUGUUGCAGUACAUUUUGCUGUGGAUUAGUAAAAUGUAAGGUGUGUUAAUUAUGGAAAGAUGGGUGUUAGAAUUGCAGUGGCAGUCACAGUCACAGUGUGACGUGCACCCAUUUAUUACACAUUUAAAAUUAGCAACCUGUGAAAUAUAUCUGAAUACCAUAGUACUCACCAAUCGAUCUAUUGGAAUAUUAAUUAAGGCCAGGUCAUUCAAGUGAAACGAACAAUAAAAACUAUGUCCUCAAUUUUUUGCCUUGCAAACUUAAGUAAUGGCAAUACUAAUUGAAAUUGAGGGAUUUAUGCCUAUAGUCCUUAUACAAUACAAUAACUCUGAGAAAUGGUCAGGAGUCAAUGCCCUGGAAUCAGUAGACAAAUUGUGACAGAUACGUAUCUAAUAAUUCACCAGUAGUCCCCGAGCCUGCUGGGGAUACUUGUGUACAGAAAUGUGUCAAAAGCACCAGACAGUUUGUGAGAUAUGACACUAACCCCAAUAAUGAUUUCAAAUCAAGAAAACGGUAUGAAGUAGAUGGCAAGACUUCUGCCCAAGCUCAACACAGAGUUAGCAGAUAAUAAAUACUCUUGGGGCAGCUUAACUUUGUCAGUUCUUGACUCUAUACCAACAAAUGCUAUUGAUUUUCACACUGGCUCAACAAUUCUUGGCUAUUUAGCUUUUUUUCUGAUGUGACCCUAAUAAAGCAUAUGGUUCAUCAUUGCUUUUACACUAAAAGAUAAAAUGUCAAUCAAACAUCUAAUCCUGUAUACUCCUUGCUAUUGUUUGGCACUUAGAGCAUGGAGAUAUGUUAAGAAUAUAUACAUGUUAAAGCAUUAAUUCACAUAAACAUUGAUGCUGAACCCAUAAGCCAUGAAAUAAACUUCACAAAGAUCAUUUUUGAGCCGUACAGAAUAUUCACUACUUUUGGAUUUUGUUUGCUAAUUAAUGGGUUUUAAUGAAUUUUUAUUUGAAAACCAUCUGGCUUUAACUUUGUCAAUUGUUAUGCAAGCAAUCGUUGAAUAACAACAAAAGGUGUCCCACUGAAUGCAACAAAUGGAUGGCUCAAUCUAAACAUCUCUAGCAAAGUUUUCCAGGAAUGAAAAUGUGUUCAAGACAAACAUUCACACAUUGUACCAAUGAUCUCCUAGCAAUUAAUGUGUUGACCAUUCAUAAACCAAGUCCAAUACUGUAUAUUCACCUGUGACAGCCCUCCCCAGGUAAAUAGGCCCCUCGACAAUCCAUUGAUCAACUUCAGCAACAUUAGAUCAUACACACCUAUAUCCAUCUAUAUCGGUCAUAUUUGUUAUGAUAACAUCUCUGUCAACAUGCGCCCAUCAUCUCUUGAUGAUCAAUUCUUUCCCUCUGAUGAAAAAAAACUGUAUAGUAUCCUGAUAAAAAUAUCAAGUUUGUAAGGGGAUUUAGUGAAAAUUUUGCAAUUUGCACUGUUUUCCAAAUAAAAGAUGAAAGACGUGCUCUCUAAGUGGAUAAAUUUACUGAGAUGUGACCCAACAACAAGAUCUUUGUGACACUUCGUGUUAGCUUUCAAUAUCUGAUUCCCAAGAGAUCAACACUACUGCAAUAUUCAUAUAGUCUUUGCCUGAAGUUUCUAUACUGAAGCAUUUAUCACUGAAUAAAUGUAAAAAAAAAAAAAAAAAUUAAAGUAAAAAAAAAUUGUCUUUCCGAUCCAAUGGAGCAGUAGUCUCAAUAGAGAAAUGGCGACUAAAUAGACACAAGUGUUUGGCAGUCAGUCUGCCAAGAGAAGUGUCGUGCUUUUAAGACACAAGCUGUGGCUUCUCUGCAAAUAUGUGAUAGCUUGGUGACUUAUAUUACAGCAUAAAUAUUGAAAGGAACAUUUUUUCUCAUGACAAGGCAUUCUCCAUUUGGGUUUUUUGGUCAUUAAAACUGCCUUCCUUUCUUUGCAAUUAUGGGAUGUGCUUCUCGUUGAUGUUGCUUUUGUGACUCGUAUUGUUGUAUUCUCUGGGAAUAUCAACCGAAUCAAAUGAUGUUUAGAUACGCAAGCGCAAGAGAGCCUAAGGAUAUUGAUCAAGUUGAAUCUCAGAGGUUAGAAAGAAUCCAGGCUGCAAAACGUAUCCGAAGAAGCAAAUCUCAACCGAACACAGGUCGCUCAAGUUCCGUGUCUGACUCUUCAAAGACGGGGAAUGGGGAUUCCACCAAAUCAACAUGUCUUCCCAACAUUUUCAAAAUGAACCCCAAAUCCUCUGACAAGCAACAAAACUACACAGAGAUCACAAGCAGCAACCCCAACGCCAACAAGACGGGCAAAAGAAGCUCAAUUGAGCCUCCCUCCUACCAAGAAGUCCAGAAUCAACAUAGUCCCACGGACAUCACUGUCAACAUUAUUCCAGCGGAACCCGAGGAAACUGAUUUAGAUGGAAAAGCCUGUGACAACGAUGAAGAGUGCACAGAUGCAGAAUGUCAUGUGCCACUGUUACAUCACUGUCAGGGAAAUUCACCUGGGUCUUUUCCAAAACAGUUUGAUGAUCCUGACCAUUGCAUGAGUCCACAAAACAAAGGAAACGACUUUGAGUGCAGUGAACGAGUGGUUAUCAAUGUCAGUGGUCUCCGCUUCGAAACUCAGCUGAAGACUUUAAACCAGUUUCCAGACACUUUGCUGGGGAAUCCCCAGAAGAGAAAUCGAUUUUAUGACCCGUUACGAAAUGAAUAUUUCUUUGACAGGAACAGACCUAGUUUCGAUGCUAUUUUAUACUAUUAUCAAAGUGGAGGGAGGUUACGACGUCCAGUCAAUGUUCCUUUGGAUGUGUUUUCGGAGGAAAUAAAAUUCUAUGAUUUAGGAGAAGAAGCAAUAGAAAAAUACCGAGAAGAUGAAGGAUUUAUCAAAGAAGAAGAAAAACCCCUUCCAGAAAAUGAAUUCCAAAGAAGAGUUUGGUUACUCUUUGAAUAUCCUGAAAGUUCAACUGCAGCUCGACUUAUAGCAAUUUUCUCAGUAGUAGUAAUUUUGUUGUCAAUUGUUAUAUUUUGUUUAGAGACAUUGCCAGAAUUCAAACAUUACAGACUAGUGAAUGAUACAAACACAAAAGGAAAUACCUCAGCUGGAUCUAUUGAAGAAGAUGAUAUUCCAAAGUUCAAUGAGCCGUUUUUUGUUAUUGAAACUUGUUGUAUCAUUUGGUUUACAUCAGAACUCUUAGUGCGCUAUGCCUCUUGUCCUCACAAGUUUCAUUUUUUCAAAAACAUGAUGAACCUUAUUGACAUAGUGGCAAUCAUUCCAUAUUUUAUUACCCUUGGCACAGUCAUUGCAGAUGAAAACAAAAGUAACAACCAGGCAAUGUCAUUGGCUAUUCUUAGGGUCAUCCGAUUGGUGCGAGUGUUUCGAAUCUUCAAAUUAUCCAGACAUUCGAAAGGUCUGCAGAUUCUUGGUCAAACUCUAAAAGCCAGUAUGCGAGAGUUGGGACUGUUGAUAUUUUUCCUCAUUAUUGGAGUUAUUCUUUUCUCCAGUGCUGUGUACUUUGCAGAGCAAGAUGCAGAACAGACUCAUUUCCGAAGUAUCCCAGAUGCAUUUUGGUGGGCAGUUGUUACAAUGACAACUGUUGGUUAUGGUGACAUGCGGCCAAUUGGAUUUUGGGGAAAAUUGGUUGGAUCUCUCUGUGCCAUUGCUGGGGUGUUAACAAUUGCAUUGCCUGUGCCUGUCAUCGUCUCCAAUUUCAACUAUUUCUAUCACAGAGAAACAGAGAAUGAGGAUCGAACAUCAUACCAACAUGUUCAGUCAUGUCCAAAUUUCUCGGACAGCAAGAAGAAUUCAAUAGCAUCAUAUAGUGGAUCAGACAACAUUAUGGAAAUGGAGGAAGGGAGUAGCUUUAACCUGAAUUGUGACAGAAGCAAAGAAAACCAUACGAACCAGACGAACAAUCCAUCUAGCAUAAAUAAUCUUAGUAUUGAAACAGAUGUAUGACACAAAUUCUCUGAACAGUCCCAGAUAUAUCAAAAAUGUCUUUUGUUUCCCGCACACAAAGUAGAACAAUUCAACCCAGUGUUAGAGACAUUAAUCAACGAUCAGUAUUUUAUAUCAUAGAUUCAUUUGUUUGUUUCAAGUUCAACCCAUGCACAAGACUUUGGAUUUUAACCACAGCUUUUCCAGUUUUUCAAUCGUUUGGAGUUUUGUAAACCUUCUACAAUGGCCAUAAUCUGUGACCAAAUGCUUUUGAUAUGUAAACUGUUUUUCCUGUGUUUCAAAAGUUAUUGAUUUCCAGUGUGAGAUUUCGAAAGAGAAAAUAUGUGUCGUUACUUCUUGAAGGAUAUUACCAUUUUUCAACAUAAUUGCAUCAGGUAUGAAUUGAAUGUACUGGAUUCCAUUUGGCAAAUAUACAAAGCAUCCAAAUACAAUUAACUGUAAAAGCUAAAUGUAAAGUUUUUAAUUGCUCAAAUGUUUUGAAGACCAUGUGCUUUUUGGGAAACACAUCAAUGGUUAUGGAAAUUAGUCUUCAUUGAGCAUCUUAUCAGGUCCUCUAAUAAAAGACAUCUUCAAGGAAGAUAGCCAUCCAUGACCAGCCCUGGAUGUGUACUGGGUGUCCAUCCUAGUUACCAGGCAGGCCGUUUACAGAGGAGAGAUCCAGACCAGAGGAUUUAGGCAAUAACCUCUCCAAAUCAUGUCGAAGACAUAGAAGUAAGGGAGGGAACUUCCAUGUAGUGACUGAACAUAUGGACCGCUGCUCUUCAGAGAGAGUUUACUUGGUGCACUGAAUAAACUGGAGAAAUCAAAACAGAUGAAAUUCAAGCAGAUGAACUAGAGUUCCUGAUUUACGGUCAUAAGAAUAAAAAACUAUACAUCACACCAUCAUGCUGAAAUCUCAACAACAAAAAGUUGGAGUGGGAGGGGGGUGGGUGGGUUGGGGUUAACUUAUAUUCUUUUCAACCUCAGUGCUGAAGAAUUAUGUGUUAAAAGAUGGUUAUGAAUGUCUGUCAUUAUUCCAUAAACCUUGAAAGAGAAGACAAGAUGGUGAUUGAAAAACUAUCCAUAUCAGCUGUAUAUUGCAGCUGCACUAAAAACAUAACACUUAUGUAAAUUCACUGAACCUGUGUCCACCAAAUCAAUGUUUUUAUCAUACAUCUUCAUUAUAUGAUGCUAAUGAAUAGGUACUCUAGUGUUCAUGGUUCAAUGAAUUAAUACUAAGCAAGACAAUGAUUUAUUAUAGAGGUGGUUCUUGGGUUGAUGCAAAAAUUUGAUUCUCUUGCAUUUAAUAUUUUUUUUAUUAAAUACUCGGUACAAAACUGAAGAAAAUAAUGUUAAGAUUUUUUAUUACAAUUGUGUAAUAAUUGUUUUGUAAUCUAGAUCUGAUAACUUUAUUUUCUCAAUUUCCUUUUUACAUUUUUUAGCAUAAUACUGUUGACUUUUGAAAGUUUACUUCGAUUAUUUCAUGAUUGGUUUAUCCAAUAUUAAUUUAUAUGUGUAUUUCCCCCUGUUUUGUUUUAUUUAUUUAUAAAAUUUUAUAUUUUGCUUCAUUUUUCUGCUUGAUGAAUAGGCAUUAUAGAAUCUCAUUGUUUAACAUGAAUCUCGGUCCAAUUCAGGGAUGAAAUAUAUAGCCUUUCAAGAAUUUGACUUGUUGAGAAGAACAAGAUAAAACAUAUUUGAGAUGUAUUUACAAUAUUUGUUUCAUGAGAUUGGGUCGAACCAGAGAUUUUAUCUUGUUUAUACUGGUACCUAUGUUAUUUUUUUUUCUAAAUACAAUAUUUUUUUUGGUCUUUUUUUUUAUCAUUGAUGUAACUAUAAAUCUUGAAAAUCCAAUUUUGAACAGAAAACUUCUUUGUUUGCCGUAUAUAUUUGUAUAUUUACUAUUUAGUUGCUGGGUAAAUCUUACAAUAAUGUAGAUAUUUAAUAAUUAUUAUUAUCAUAUUUGUGUUGGUUUUUUUCUUAGCUUUUUUGAAUUUCAGAUUGAUAGAUUGAUGUGUAUGUUUGCAUAAUAACUAAGCAUUGACUACUAGUAUUUUAUAUGGUUUGGUGCAAUUUUAAAAACAAAACUUGAAAUCCACCAUUUUAUUUUGAGUACAUAUUUUAACUGUUUAUAACAUGCCAGUAUUGGAUACCAUGAAAUCCUUGUUUUCACUGUGUUUUCAUUCAUUUCCAUUUACUUCAUGUUGAUCGAGUCUUGCAUUUCAUUGGCUUGAUUGAGAAUCAGAUUACAAAAGAAAUGUUUGCUUCUAGCUACAAUAUUUACACUUUUCUGUUUGGCAGAACAUUCAACCAAGAAAUUAUGAAUGCAUGCAUUACCUGCAAUGAAAAGAGUUUAAGGGGGAAACCACAAUAAGCGUAGAUAAUUUACUUCCUAGUACAAAAGACAGGAUAUAAUAAAUAAUUGUACCAAAAAUGUCUAAACAAAGUUAACUAACAAUGGGUCGGAUCUGUUGCAUCUGUUCUAUACUUCCUUUUCAGGUAUUCCUUUUGGUUAUUUUUCUGUUGGAUCUAUAGAAACGAUUGCAUGUUCUCUCUCAGAUUGCAAAAAGACCCUUUUGUACUUUUUUAAGAAGCUCAUUGUAAAAAUAAAACAGUUCAAGUUAAAAUCAGAGCAACAAUUUUUUUUUUUGGGGGGGGGGGGGGGGUCAAUUUUUUAAAAAAUACUCCAGAGCACUUGUACACACAUUUCAUCAACUCUUUUACUAGUAAAUUCAUUUAAACCAUUUGACAUGUCUCACCGAACUUGCUGCCUUGGUUGGAGCUGAAUCAGCUACCAUACAUGUAUAAAAUCACCGACAUUUCUUCAGGUACUGUUUCAAGUCUAGUCCAGGUAUUUUCCAUAUAGUUUCUGACAUGUACACUCCAUUUGUGGGUAGAUAUUACAGUGUCUUUCAUUUCUUUUCCCUUCCAUCAUUUUUCCUAAUGUCUGAUUAAAGAGACUGAAUUUUCAGAUCAAAUUUGACGCUCAUCCAAAAUUGAUUCUAUUCAGUUAUUGUGAAUAGAUGUUUUUAUUUCAUCAAUCUAUUAAAAUACUCAUGGUUACCUGUGCAAACUAUGAAAACAAUUGUUUUAGAUCACUUCUUUUUAUCAAAAAUUCAAUUUUGAAUAUUGAUUCUUUGCAAGGCAUUGAUGCCAUAAUGAUCAUUGAUAUGAUAAACUUUACAAUACAAGUCAGGUGAGCCUUAUGGUCAUACAGCCUCUGGAUGCUUCACUACUCUUCACUAUGUAAAGGGCUUAUAAUGUGGAGUCUUAAUAUAAAUCUUGGUUCCUGAGACUUCUGGUACCAUAGAGCCUCAUUUGUCCUUGUCAUGAAAAAAGUUUACAAAUAAAAGUCAGGUGAGCCGUACAAUCCAAAAGCCUACUUUUAGACCCUCAGUCUUAUUUACCGUACUCGAAUAUGUUAUGGUGUAUUUAUAUGUUGCACUCUUUUCAUUCUAUGUUCACAUUAUGUGUUCUCUCGCUGACAGAGAACGAGUAGCAUUAAUAAAUGUAUAUUGCAAUAUGUGUACUAUGUGUGGACGUUAUUUUGUGUAUCCUUUAGUGAAAAUGUGUACAAAUUGCUGAAAAAAAAUCAGUGUUUGUUACUUUCAUAGACCAAAAGAGCUUUAGUAGGUUUAAAAGAUGCUUUAUUUAUGGCAUAAAUGGUUUACUGCAAUGUUUAACAAGACCAUCUUGAUGUACAUGAAUGGCCAAACAGUCCAGUAAAUAUUGUAACAGACCAGGGUACACUCCUUUUUUACAUGUUUAAAAUGGAAAACUUGAAAGUUGAUCAAAGAGUUUUCCAUGUACCACCUAAAAUUUCAAUGCACUGUUGGUAGAUUUUAAUGUACACUAUUUAUUCAUGUACACUUUGUAAUGCUCAUUUUAUUGACUGUAGAGACUGAGAAUAAUAGAAUCUGUCUUUUUAAAUAAAAAAGCCUUUUAUACAAACAUUUAGACAAACGUGGCAAAGGAUUUAAGAAUUUAGUCAGGGUAGUUAGAAUUCAUGUACAUGUGUAUGUGUGUAUGGUAGUGGUGUACAAGAUGGCCGAUUUUUUUUUUAAAAAAGUAUUAGAUUUUGUUUUAGAAGAAUCAUAUCAUGGAUAAAACAAAUUCAUACAAACAGAAGUCUGUUAUUUGCUAGGUUAGACAUUUUUGACCUAUCUAUGAUAUGUAACACCAUCAUGAAGAUUGUUGCCGAGGAUGAGAAAGAGUAUACUUGGACCGAGGAGGGUGUUUUCUGUUAAAUCUCCUUAUCUAGUAGUGUUAUGGUAGAUCCAUAUGUUAUGUUUACUUUAUACAUGUUAUAGAACUCUUUUUAAUUCCCUAAUAAUAGUGUGUAGAGUAUAUUAACCCAAUUAUUGCACCAUUUGUUAUAUCCAGUUAAAAUAAUUUGAUGUAUAUGCUGUUUAUCUCUCCCCCAGUGCACCACCAACGGUUUUGGUGUGCAGCCUUUGAGCUCUGCUCUUUUAGAGGUGUUGUUACAAUACAUUGAACUAAAGAAGAGCUGUUUUUAUUCACUAAAUAGUUUUAGAAAAGCUUGUCUUUUCACAGUUGCACUGGCAAAUUCCAUGUUUCCUUGUUGUUCCGGAGAAAAGUGUGGAUUUGGGGUUGUAUGCCACAUUUUAUAAGGCAAAAUCUGUGAUCGUUUGAUUCCAAUUUAGUGUUUUUGUACAUAACUUUGUUGAAAUACAUGAGGAAUGCAUAUCCAACUGA